AAUAACGAAAUGUCGCGAAUCUGUUCCAAACGCUUUGUGGGACCGACAGCCCGUCUGACAUUUCCUAGCAUCUGAGAGUUCUGCAUUAUCGAUUGUGUUUGUGAAUACAUUCAUACCGAAUAGUCACACUUGACCCGUGACAAUCAGAGCUAACACCCCAUUCGUUUCGACAAAUACAAAGAAGAAGCGAGGCUGGGGAGGUCUUGGUACACUGGCAGGGAUAAUAGCAUACACGCAUAUCACGCACACAAUAAAGAGCCCUCGCGCAGCCGCACUGCCGCCCUACCCCACCCUUACUCACUUGUCGUCGAAAGCCGGCUAAAUUCUUGUACACCCCCUCAACCUAAAGCAACAACCCGCUUCGAAAAGCGGACUUUGCGUGUAAAAAUAACGUUAAAAAUAACCUUAAUUCAGCUAAUGUCAAUAUUGCUUACGGCUUUCACUGUUGCUUAGUGUUUUUUCUAAUUACCGAGUUAUAUAAGUUAGUUUUAAGGAGUGCGGAAAUGAAACUUGAUUUCGCUCGCGGAAGGAAAAUGGCGGCCCACUAGGCGUCGUAUUUCGGAUUUGAACCGGGCUUUUUUAAAUAUGGUAGUGAGAACUUUGGCGUAGCGCUCGUGGAAGGACACUGGAAAAUCGAUAGCGUAGGCUAUGUCGGUUUAGUUGGGGUGGUAGGUAGGUUCUACGCUGUCACUGAGAGACUGCUGCCGAUGUCAGAAGAAGAAGAAGACUAGACUAGCCAGCAUCGAAGCCAUGACGACGGAGACGGCGACGCCUACCCAGGCGGACGCCAGUACCGCUUUCCUGAGGGCCGCCCGCGCCGGCCAGAUCGAAAAGAUCAUCAGCCUCCUCGAGCAGGGGGUUGACAUCAACGUUAGCAAUGCUAACGGACUGAACGCCAUCCAUUUAGCGUCCAAAGACGGCCACCUUGAAGUUGUUCGCGAGUUGCUCCAACGCGGAGCAGCAAUCGAUGCUGCGACGAAGAAGGGCAACACCGCACUGCACAUUGCUUCUCUCGCUGGGCAGGAGGCGGUCGUCAAGCUGCUUGUGCAGAACGAGGCUCAGGUCAACAUCCAGUCUCAAAAUGGGUUCACGCCGCUCUACAUGGCGGCGCAGGAGAACCAUGAUGGCGUUGUCAAGUUUCUCCUCGCUAACGGAGCCAAUCAGAGCCUGGCUACUGAGGACGGUUUCACGCCCCUCGCAGUGGCGAUGCAACAAGGCCAUGAGAAGGUGGUAGCCGUUCUCCUCGAGGCUGAUACCAGGGGCAGGGUCAGGCUGCCCGCUCUCCACAUCGCUGCCAAAAAGGAUGACGUCAAGGCAGCCAACUUACUGCUUGAGAACGAACACAACCCGGACGUAACUUCGAAGUCCGGCUUCACUCCGCUUCACAUAGCAGCGCACUACGGCAACGAAGCGGUAGCCCGACUACUUCUAGCCAAGGGUGCUGAUGUCAACUGUCCGGCCAAACACAACAUCUGCCCGCUUCAUGUUGCUGCUAAAUGGGGCAAAGAAAACAUGGUAUCGCUGCUCUGCGACAAUGGCGCGAACGUUGAAGCCCGCACUCGCGACGGUCUCACGCCACUCCAUUGCGCGGCGCGUUCCGGACAUGAUCGGGUCGCUGAAGCGUUGCUGGAUCGCGGGGCUCCCAUUACUAGCAAGAGCAAGAACGGCCUCGCCCCCCUCCACAUGGCCGCACAGGGUGACCACGCAGAAGCGGCACGGGUGCUUCUCGCGCGCAGAGCCCCCGUAGAUGAUGUGACCGUGGAUUACCUUACUGCGCUGCAUGUGGCCGCGCACUGUGGCCACGCUAAAGUCGCUAAGCUUUUGUUAGACCGGAAUGCUGACGCCAACGCUCGUGCUCUAAACGGCUUCACUCCUCUCCACAUAGCUUGUAAGAAGAACAGGAUCAAGGUGGUUGAAUUACUUCUGAAAUAUGGAGCAAGCAUCCAAGCGACCACAGAGUCAGGGCUGACACCUCUCCACGUGGCAGCUUUCAUGGGCUGCAUGAAUAUCGUCAUCUAUCUUCUGCAGCACGAGGCCAACCCUGACGUACCCACCGUUCGAGGAGAAACGCCGCUGCAUCUUGCUGCUAGAGCUAAUCAGACGGACAUCAUCCGCAUCCUCCUCCGCAACGGCGCAGCGGUGGAAGCCAAGGCCCGCGAGCGGCAGACUCCCCUGCACAUAGCCUCACGCCUCGGAAACGUCGACAUUGCAGUAUUACUGCUGCAGCACGGCGCAGAUGUGCGUGCUCAUACUGCUGACCACUACAACGCGCUGCACAUAGCCGCUAAACAGCAUAAUCAUGAUGUAGCGGCAGCUCUAAUAGAACACAACGCUCCCCUAACGGCCACUACCAAGAAAGGUUUCACUGCUUUGCACCUCGCUGCCAAAUAUGGAAACCUGAAGGUGGCGAACUUACUCCUCGCACAUGGAGCGUCACCGGACUCUCCUGGCAAGAACGGCAUGACGCCACUGCACAUUGCUGCACAGUAUGACCAGCAGGCCGUCGCUACCACACUGCUUGAAAAAGGCGCAGACGCCAAGGCUGUGGCAAAGAACGGGCACACCCCUCUGCACAUAGCAGCCCGCAAAAACCAGAUGGAGACAGCAGCAACUCUGUUGGAGUAUGGGGCGCUCACGAACGCAGAAUCUAAGGCUGGAUUCACACCGUUGCAUCUAGCCGCUCAGCAGGGUCACGCGGAGAUGUGCUCAUUGCUAGUGGAGCAUGAAGCCGGCGUAGACCACCAGGCCAAGAACGGCCUCGCUGGCCUCCAUCUCGCUGCUCAAGAAGACCGGGUUCCGGUAGCCCAGCUGCUGGUGAAGAAUGGAGCUGAGGUGGACAUUUGCACUAAAGGCGGCUACACACCGCUGCACAUUGCCAGCCAUUACGGUCAGGCCAACAUGGUGCGGUUCUUGCUCGAAAGUGGAGCGUCUGUCAAGGCACAGACAACGCACGGAUACACGGCACUUCAUCACGCAGCACAGCAGGGGCACAUCAACAUCGUCAAUAUACUACUGGAGCAUAAAGCUGAUGCUAAUGCCACUACAACGAACGGUCAAACUCCUCUGGACAUCGCAUCCAAGCUUGGCUACGUGACAGUGAUGGAGACGUUGAAGGAAGUCUCGGAACCGUCCAUAGCACCAGCUUCUCAGGAGAAAUACAAGGUGGUGGCGCCGGAGACCAUGCUGGAGACGUUCAUGUCGGACUCCGAGGAGGAAGGAGGCGAGGAUACGAUCCUCAACGACCAGCCGUACCGAUACCUAACUGCAGAUGACAUGAAAAGUCUUGGAGAUGAUUCUCUUCCCAUCGACGUGACCAGAGACGAGAGGACAGAGUCCGCAUUGAGCCAUAAGAACAUUAUGGAGGUGUCCACAGGCUCAGUGAACGGGGUGCCGUACCAGCCCCAGCAGGAGGUCGUGGUGAAGAGCAUCAGCCGCUACAGCACAGCGGCGGCGCCGGAGGGGUACUGUUACAACGUGGAUCCUACGCUCCCCAAGAAGAGGCUGCAAUGGAAAAACUUCUUGGUGUCAUUCCUAGUGGAUGCUCGAGGAGGGGCCAUGCGCGGUUGUCGCGGAGGCGGUGUUCGGGUCAUUGUCCCACCGUUAUCUGCUCAACAGCCUACUAGGAUCACUUGCAGAUAUCUGAAACCAUCUCGCAUCAACCACAUGCCACCUCUAAUGGAAGGGGAGGCUCUUGCGUCCAGGGUCUUGGAGAUGGGACCAGUUUCUGCUAAAUUCUUAGGGCCUGUGAUACUGGAAGUGCCUCACUACGCGUCUCUACGAGGCAAGGAGCGCGAAAUCGUGAUCUUACGAUCUGAUAACGGCACCAGCUGGAGGGAGCACAAUACUGACGCCACUGAUGACGUGGUUCAGGAUAUCCUGCACGAGACGCUUGAGAUUGAAGACACCAACGAAGACGACAAGGGCUGGGAUGCGCCUCGUGUGACCAGGAUUCUCACACACGACUUCCCACAAUACUUCGCUGUCAUCUCUCGCAUCCGUCAGGAGGUGCACGCUAUUGGGCCUGAAGGUGGCAUGGUUUCCAGUUCCGUCGUUCCUCAAGUUCAAGCUGUCUUCCCACAAGGAGCCCUCACCAAGAAGAUCAAAGUCGGCCUCCAGGCUCAAAUAAUAGACUCUGAGCUGACGGCCAAGCUCUUAGGCCGCGGGGUGGCAGUGUCCCCAGUAGUGACUGUAGAGCCAAGAAGGAGGAAGUUCCACAAAGCCAUCACUCUGAGCAUGCCGGCCCCACGGCCGCACACCCAGGGCAUGACCAACCAGUAUAGCACAUCGUCAGCACCAACUCUAAGGCUGCUGUGCUCCAUAUCAGGCGGGACGAACAGGGCGCACUGGGAAGACGUCACGGAGAACACUCCGCUCACAUUCGUGAAUGAUUGUGUUUCGUUCACUACGACGGUCUCGGCGCGGUAUUGGCUGAUCGAUUGUAGACACGUCGAGGAUGCGACGAAAAUGGCAACAGAGUUAUACAGAGAAGCGAUCCACGUGCCCUUCAUGGCGCGAUUCGUGGUGUACGCGAAACGGACGGACGACUGCCAGGCGCAGCUGCGGAUGUUCUGCGUCACCGACGAUAAAGAGGAUAAAGCGCUGGAGAGGAUUGAGAGGUUCAUACAAGUCGCCAAGAGUCGAGAUGUUGAGGUUCACGAAGGCAAACCCAUCUACCUCGAAUUCGGCGGCAACCUAGUCCCAAUAGCCAAGUCCGGGGAACAGCUGACGCUGCCGUUCCGGGCGUUCCGGGAGAACAGGGUCGCGUUCCCCGUGAUGAUCAAGACUCAGGACCUGGAACCGAUGUGCAGGUGCCAGUUCAUGAGGGACCCGAAGGUGCCGAAGGGCGAGCCUUCGCCUACUCCUAUCGCAGUCCUCAACAUUAUGGUGCCUGAUGAGCUGCCGGUGGAGAGGAUGUCACCAGCACCGACAGACACUGUGCCAAGAAGGACAGAGGAGCAGGAACUCAUCUGGAGACAGCGGCUCAGCGAUCCUGGCUUCGAAGACAUCUGCAAUCUCCUCGGCAAGGACUGGGUAGCCCUGGCCUACGAGCUAGGCGUGAACGUAGCCACUGUCAACCAGAUCCAGGCCAAGAGAAUCACCACUUCGGAACAAGCGCAGCUCAUGAUGAAGCUGUGGAAGACGCAGUCGGGGACUAAGGCUCAAGAUAAUUCGUUAGAACUGGCGCUAUGUCGGAUAGGAAGGGAUGAUAUAAUAGCACCGCAAUCAGAAGAAACGAAUGAAAGACGCAUACAACGUAACAUUUACCAAGAAAGACAAGCAUCAGAAGAAAUUGAAGCUUACAAAGCCGAAGAAGACAAUAAAAUCAAAGACAGACGCUUCGAUAGUGACAUACCAGAGCGAUUGCGCAGAGAAUCUGAUCAAGACCAAGAUGAAGCAAAAUAUUCUCCUGAAGAAAAAUGUGUUGUUGACAAGAGUGAGAUGGAAAGGACGCCUACACCUCCUACACCAAGUGAGGAGAGUGAAGAAGAUGAAGAUGUUAAGCGCAGUGUAGCUGAAAGGAAGGAGCAAAUAACGAGGAAACUUAGCCAAAGCAAAAUUCCUGCCUCCAAGCAGAAAAAAGAAAUUAGGGAGGAAAUUAUUGAAAUUAGGACACAAAUCAAACCUGAUAUUAAGAAAUUCCAUGAUAUUGAACAACAAGUUAAAGACAAGGAUCCCAAAUUAGAAAGAACACGGUCAAAAACAUCGCCAGAUACAGUCGAAGAAGAACAAGAAAUUGAAGUUCAUAGAGAAGAAAUAGUAGAAGCUGUGAAAGAAGAAACAAAACCUGUAGAGCGACCUGUAGAGCAAUUUAGGAAAUUUGACCCGUCGUCACCUGCUAAGCCCACGCCUAAGCAUCUACAGAGGCAUAUGAGAAAUGAAUCAAUGCGAUUCCCGUCCGGUGAUUUCUCGAAUGUUACUAUCAUUCCUAGAAAAUCUGUUACAGCGGAGACUUCUGAAGUAAAAUCUGUAGUAACUAAAUCCGAAAGUACUAAAGACACGAUUUCGCAAAAAGAAAUAGAUAGCUCACGAGUUGAAGAGAAACUGGAUGAUGGCGAACGAUCACCAGACUUAGUAGACGACAAAGACAUUGCCGAGUUACCUUUGAAGGAUAAAAUCAGUUCAUUCGAAUCUAAAAUGUCAAAAGAUUCUUCGAUAGAAUUGCCUAAAACAACUGUUAAACUAACAAAAGAAGCAUUAAAAAAACACACGCUUGAACAAGAGCAAGGUAUUGAAUAUACCCAAGAAUUUGUUAGAGAACAAUCAAAGCAAAUAUCGAGUAUGGAAAUUCAAGAACAUGUUUCACAUAAAGUUUCUCAUGUUGAAACUCAUGUAAAGUCUGUAAAAGAUACAAUCCAGCAGUUUGAUUCAAAAAUCAAAGUUGAUAAAACCGAACCGAAGAUAAAACCGAUGCCAAAAACAAUGCGAACUGAUUCGACGUUAGUUCAGGUCUCAUCUGAAGAAGACAGUGAAUUUUUAAAGAAAUCAACAGAUUCUGAGACAGAAACGGAAUCCCAGACUACUGUAAAAGUAGAAAAAGAUGGAAGUAAGUCCAGAAUCCCUAGAUUUGUAGGAGAUGUUUUUGAAUCAAAAGAUAAGGGAGAUAAACACAAAAAGCCAAUAGACACGGAUAAGCAAAACGGAACUGCUUCUAUUGCAGUCAAGGAAAAGAAAUUAGAAAAACAAAUGACAAAUGAACUGCGAACGAAAGUUAGUGAAGAAGAAAUAACUGAAACACUAGAAGAGAAAGACGUAUCUGUUGGCGAUAAGUUAAAAGAAACGGUGUCUGCUCAAAUGAGUGUUACAAGUACAAAAUCAGAUACAACUAAACACACCAAAACUGAUUCAAUAGGGUCAGAUCUCCAAGAUCUGACAGGCCGAAAAGUAUCGCAAGAAUCACCUGUACCGUCAGCUAUAGAUAAGGCAGAUUCGUUUGCGGAUUUGCAGCAAAGCACCGAAAAGGAUGUUAGUUUUAUAUCUCAAACUGAAUCUAAGGUCUACUCCAAAGAUUCCAAACAUCGAAGUGACUCUCUAGAUGAAGCAUCUCAAUUUUCUGAUUUAGAUGAUCAAUUAGGGGCUAGUCCUGCCCAUAGACCGGUUUUGGAAAAGACCGUAGAAGAAACAAUUGUUACUUCUUCUGGAGUUAGUGGUAAUGAAACCACAUCCAAAGCUCAAACCCUAGAAUUUUUACUGUUCGAAAGCGAAUACAGUGCUCAAAUACACUCCUCAGCUUUGACAGCGGGAGAACAGGAAAAGGUAUCACCAAAAGAGUCACCAGUUAUAAGUGCGAAGGCACGUCAAUUUAUUGAGACUGUCCCAGAAGAUGAUUCGGUUCAAGAAUGCUUUUUUUCGAAACGCAUCUACUCCGAUUCUCUAGAGGACUCGGAACACACUGAUUCAAGACGCCAUUCUGAAGCAGAUUCCCUUAAAUCGGACCAAUCAGAUAUGAAAGCUAAAAUAUCGUCAUCUGAUUUUGAUGAAAGAGCAGAAUUUGAAGAAACUAUUGAUUCAGGAAGUGGCUUCGGUGAUGAAAAAUUCGAAGAAAGCGUCGCUGGUUUUACUUCAUUGAGGUUUGAACCUAAGCGGACUGACUCGGAUAAGUCAGAAUCAGACAAAGAAGGAGAACCCAUGUUUAAGAAAAUGACACCUAAGCGUCAUUCUAGAACUGAAUCUGUAUCGAUUAGUAAACUCAGUGAUUUAGAAAUUGACAAACCUAAACAAGAAAAGCAGGAGUUUCAAGUAAUUGUGACGGAAGCUGAAGAGGUGGCCAAGUCAUUUGAAAAAGACGAACCAUCUGACAAGAUUUCUUCUGAGAGUAGUGGGGAAAUCGAAAUAUCAGAUCGUAAGUCCUCAGAAGGUGUAUCUGAUAAGAUAAGUUCAGAAGAUGCCGUGACAGAAAAGAAAUCUUCGUCUGAAGAAUUCGCAAAGGACGACCAUGCAAUUUCGCAAGAAAAGGUUAUUACAGCUGUAAAACCUUCGACAAAGGAGAUCGAAACAGUACAGACAAAGACUCAAGUUUUCAAAGAAGAGGUUCUAGGAAAAGUUGACGUAGUGAAACGACAGUCAGUGACAUCGGCUGGAUCUGGUUCUAUAGGUGAACUACGCUUAGAAGAAAAACGCCUCUCCGAUGCACAUAGUCUGACUGAAUCGCGAGACUACACGUUCGAAGAAUCAGAGGAUGACAUUGGUACUCAGGGUACUCAUGUCGCAGAAGUAUGUAAAACGAUUGAACAUAAAUAUGAUGUUGAUACAAAGUCAAAACCAGUAUCAGGUAAACCAGAGCAAUCAAGACUUUUUAAACUACAACACGGUGAUUCGCUUGAUGACGUUGAGGGUUUCCCUGAAGAUCAUGUAACAGAACAUGUCCACAAAUUACCUCACAUAGCUGAAAUUGGAUAUUCACAAGAUAUAGAUAUUGCAAAAGAUUUUCUAAGCAAAGAGAGAGAAGAGCAAAUAAAGCGGGAAAGUACACAGGUUUCAUCUAAAACUUCAGAAACUGUAAGCUUCAAAGAUGGAGUGGGAGAACCACUUAAAGCAACGGGGAGCAAAAUACCUGUUAGCAUUACGAAACAGACUGAAAAAUCGGAAACUGUAAGUUUCAAAGACGGACCAGCAGAGGAAAUCAAAGUUUCUGGAAGUAAAAUUCCAGUUAGUAUUAUGAAACAGGCUGAAUCAUCUUACAGUGAAACAAAAACAGAGAAACCUACAGUAGCUCUAAAGACGACUACAACUAAGAUAACUGAACGAGCGUCAUCUGACAAAAAAGAAAUACAAAUAAAGAAACAAACUGCUAUAGUCGAAAGUAAAUUUGAUGUAUCGAAGAUACGGACUGAUACUCUUGGUCAUUUUGAUAUUGCAGAUGAUUUUAAAGAAACAAAAGAUGCUAAGAAAUUUGUACCUAAAGACUUAGAUUUAGAAGAAACACGUGAAAUCACAAAAGAGCAAGUAAAACCAGUAAUAGAUGACAUAUUGCAGAAAGGUACGAUUGCGGCAGCUUCAAGAAGUCCAGUGAAGGAGAAAGACAUCAAAUCUAUUACCAAAGAUUUAGUUGAAACUGAAAAGAGAUCUUACGAUGUUAAAGCUCCCCAUAAAGAAGAGCGACGACAUUCGUGUAUUAGCCCUGCGAUUUCCCUGGAAAGGAUUGCAGAAUCCGAAGUAGAAGCGGAAGAAGAGACUAAAAAAGUUACCAGCGUAGUUUCAGAAAGCAAAAUAAUUGAAGAUACAAAAUCAACUAUUAAAAAAUCUGAUUCAGCUAUGAAAAAAAUGGCUGAAAACAUCGAAAUUAUUAUCAAACAAGCGUCAGAAGAUGUUGAUCUGUCUUCUGAAGAGCCACUGGAAACUGGUGAAACUCAAGACAUUGCAGGCCAAGUAUCUGUUGAUUCCAUUAUAGAAGAAGCAGUCACUACUGUAGAAGAGUAUUUAGAUUUAUCCAAAGAUAAGGUAAAGGAAAAAGAAAAUGAAUUGAAGGAAGCUACAGGUGAAGAAACAAAGAAAGUUAUAAAAGAAAGGCCUGGUUUAAUGAAAUCUUUGUCAAGAGACAGUGGUGAAGUUAUGAUUAUGCCAAAGAAAAAACAUGCUAGGACGUUUUCAGUGCAAAGCUCUCCAGAUGAGGUCGAAGAGCAAAUUUAUACAGAUUCUGAAUCAGAUAUGGAUAAAGCCAAAGUUUUAGAAAUCAUUGAACCUUUAUCUGAUGUUGAUGGAAAAGCACCUGCUUCUAGUUUCGACCCCAGGAAAAUUAGGACGGAUUCUCUUGAUGAUGCCGAUGAUUUCCCAGAAAAAGAGAUGGAAGACUUCGGAGACGAAGUAAAAUACGGUGAAGAUAUUCCAACAUUUCAUGACAAAUUGGAUACCAGAGACGCCACAGCAUCUAGUUACAGUGCAUCCCAACAAGAAGAAGAUGGAAAGUUUUCUGAAAAUAUUUCAAAACGGACGCAUUUCGUUGACAGCGUUAUGAAGUCAGAUUUAGUAUCGAAGUCAACGACGGAAUCGUCAGUUACCACGGUCGUGUUAUCUUUAACAAAGUCAUCUGACGAGGAGCAGAAAUCAGUACUAGAAGAUGCAACGUCGGCUGAUUUGUCAAAAAUAAGUGGAGCCGAUUUGGUCAAAGAUCCCUCAAAAACUUCAAUGGAAACUAAGGAUUACGAAGAUGAAAAAGACAUAGAAAAACUACUAGAAGAUCAUGGCACUCCCGAAUUAUCAAAGAAAUCUAUUGAUUUGACAAAAGAUUAUUCGAAAUCGUCAAUAGAUAGUAAAGAUACAUCUAGAGAUUUUGCCACAAAUGAGUUGUCAAAAGAUUCAACCAUAGAUUUGACUAAAGAUUUUUCAAAAGCAUCAGUAGAAAGUGUUAAAGAUACAUCUAGGUCUAUCGACGAAAAAACAUUUUCUGAGGAUCAUUCGUCAUUAGAUGUUUCAAAAACUCUAGCUUCUGAUGGAUCAGAUGCGAUAACUAUUAGCAGAGAAUUUAUUGAAGAAGAAAAAUCUGCGUCAAAAAUAACAAGCUCCUCUCAAGAAACUUCAAUUUUAACUGAAAGCAAAUUUUUCAGCGAGCACGAUGACAAAUCUAAGGCUUUAGAAAAAAGUGAACCCGAAAGAGAUUUCUUAGGUGAAAUGGAGCAGAAAAUUGAAGAACUAAAAUCUGAAGUAGUAAAAGAAAAAGAGGCGCAGAGUGAAAAGCCUAAGGUAGUUAGUGGGGCACUGGAUACGGAGGAUGACGUAACAGAUGAUGUUCCUGACAUGAAGGAACUCAAUAGGCGUUGUUCAACUCUUCUAGAAGAUAUAUCGGGCGCUCAUGGUGCAACCAUUAGAAUUGACUCAAGCCACGUGACGCACGAUUUAGCAUCAAAGUUUUCAAAAACACCACCACCAUCUCCCGUUGACCUGAGUGUAAGGGAUAAAGCUAAAACUGAAGAUGGUACUGGCGACAAGCCUACCGGGCUACAACUUAGAGGUUCCGACUCUUCGUUCCUGGACGCCAGCCGGCAGUCUCCGCGAGCUUCGUCAGCUGGUGACAGCAUGAUCAGCGAGACUGAGGCUCAUCAAAGUGAUGUACUUUCGGGGGCGUCCACGGCACAAAGCACAGCCGCCAGGCCGAAAUCUCCAACUAGACAUUUAGCAGAUAACCUGUCAUUCGUUAACGUCGACCAACCGACAAUUACAAGUGGUGCUAUUGAACUGGUUGAUCGCACAAUCAAAACUAGCAUGGAUGUUAUUGACCAAAUUAAGAAGGAAAAACUUGCUGCACAAAUGGAAGAACUGCAAAAAACGUCGUCAUCAGACACUUUCUUCAGUGAAUCUCGAGUCGAAACGUCGACAUCAUCUUCAUCUGUGCACAAGACUCUCGGAGGAACAGACAUGGUGUUCCAAAGCAUUGAUCCUCAUACUGUCAUGUCAGAUAUGGUUGCUAAAUUUGGAACCACAGGCGAUUACAGCACAAUUCUAACACACAAGGAAACCGAGACACGAAAAAUCAGUGGACAAGAAUACUUCUCUGAAACUAAACAAGUAUCGUCAUCCGAUGACGAUUCUUUAAUUAUCAAGACCGAAACGACUCAUGAGCUGCGCGGGCAGGAACAUGAAGUAAAAGAAAAGACCGUUGUGCGUCGCGACGGAGAUCAGACUGAAACGUGUCAGAAAAAGGUAGAAAAAGCUCAUGAAGCUACCGCAAAAAGAUCUGACGUUGAAACCAAAACCGUAUGUAAGAGUACAGACGACGCUGAAGUUAUAAAAGUACAAAGAGAAUUUUUAGAACAAGGGCUGUAUACAGGUCGUCAGACUAAAUCUGAAGAAAAAAUGACUGCCAUUAAGGACGACACGAUUAAGAAAAAACAUGAAGUUAAAAUUUCCGAAAGAGAUAUGUCGCAUGAGCAAUGGGGAAAAGAAUAUUUUACAGAACCAGGAGAGCUGGAGGAUAUUGACGAAGAUGAUGACUCUAAAUCGAAAACGGCUUUUGUGGAUUCUAAUCUCAAGAUUGUUGAAAAAGAUGAAGUUGUUUCUAGUGUAGAGGUUUCCGAAAAAGGAAAAGUUAUUAGUUCUACAGUAGAACAUCACAAAGAAGAAUCUGUAAUUGAAAGCAAAGAGCAUGAUGAUCUUAGCUCAGAUGCUUCCCAUGCCACAAGUUUUAAAAGUGAAAUGGCUGAUAGACGUGGAUCAUCUGAAACUAGUCCUAAAAGUAAAUCAAAGUCUUUCAAGAAGGAUAAUGAAGUUUACGAAGUGGAUUUCAUAAAGGAGAUAAAAGUUUCGACUUCGCCAGUUAAAAGUACAUUUAGUCGAACUGGCAGUCAAGAUAGUCAUUCUGAAUAUGAAGCAGCUCCGGAUCUUCCUCAUGAUGAAAAAACCGGAGACACUCCUAAAAAGGAAAAGCUUACCAAAUCGCCCAUUAAAGUAUCGCAACAGCACAUUCAAGAUCAAGUGUGGGAAGUAUCAUUACAAAAAGCUGAUUCUUUUGAGUUGGCUGAGCCUUUACCUAGAUCACCGAAAUUGAAAACAUCUAUUACUGGUACAUCAAGCACAAUUACAAAAAGUUCAGAUAGUGAUACUAUACUUGAACUGAAAACUGUAGUAGAGACAAGAACAGAAAUUACGAAACCAAGCAAAACUGACAUGUCGCCGAGUACUUUUGAAACAUCCGAUGAAAUUAGUACAACUUCUAAAGAUAUUAUGAUUAAAUCCGGCGAGAGUAUAGAUACAGAGUACAUGAUCAAAUCUCUUGAGUCUCACGAGGGAGAGGUACUACAAAAAUCUAUCGACUCGACAAUGAGCGUAGAAACGUUACACCCGUCUGAAUUUUCUACUGAUGCCGCUUAUACGGAUGCUGAUUCAGCUUACUUGACUGGAACAGGUACCGAUCAAAGAAGAGAUGAAUUAAAACUGGUUAAAGAAAAGAGUCUAGAAGACAUUUGCAGUAGCGGAUACGAUACUGAUCUCUCUUCUGCCGAGUUUCAAGCCAUGAAACUUGAAUCAGAACGGGUGGACCUAGAUUCUCUGAUCUCAGCUCAACCACUUACCGACUUGUCAGUUUUAGAAAAAACUAUCGAUGAAGUCAAACAAUCCCUCGAAGCUGCUCAGGGAGAGAUCAUUAGCGAGAAAAGUGAUGGUAGUAGCAAAUAUAAGCAGUCACCGUCAGAAUUCCAAUUCAAAAUGCUUAUUAGUCCUGAUAGGCCCGAAGUAAUUACAGAAGAGCCACACCAUGGGGAUGAUCAUGAAAAACUUCCGUUUUCCAUAGAAAAACCUACUGUUGAUAGUCAAAAAUCAGACAGCACCUCCCAAGCGCAUAGUUCGCAAGAUGAAACAACUAUCUCCGAUGAAGAUAGAGACACUGUCCAUCAAAUGAAAGAAUCAAGUCCUCCUUUAGAGGGCGAUAUUUCAAUCAGGUCUGAUAGUGGCCCGCAUUCUAUCUUGGAAACUGAAAGUGAAGUGAUACUUUCGGACAGAGAAGUUUCAUCUAAAGGUAGUCCAGAAGUAAAACUAAGAGUACAAAAGCACAUCAAAUCUAAUUUAGGUGUUGGUGAUCGACGGUCAGCCUCUGAAGUUGAAGGAUGGUCAAGUUCUGGGUCGAGCCACUAUCACAGUUUUGAGCAUUCCGAAAGUAGACCUUUAUCUUCGGAUGUUGAAGUCAUGAUGACUGCCCAAAGUGGAACUGAUUUUGAUACAGCACUCACUAGUCACGACGUUUCAUCGCAAUCCCUGCGAACCUCCAAAGAUUAUUUCACUGCCGGUAGUUCACUAGCGUCAAGGGACAGCAUGAAGAGUCUGGACUCAGAUGGAUCCAGUCAUGUUGCCAGUAUUGAUAUAUCUGAUGCAUCAGAAACUCUCGUUCCAUCAGCAAACGAGUUAAAAGAAGAAUUAAUGGAAAGUAGCACAUAUGUUGAGCACUUUUUACACGAAGCUGAAAAAGAAUCUAAGAAAGAUUUAAGUGAUGAAGAAUCAGGUGAUGAGUAUAAAAAAGUUGGAGAUGGUGAACCAGUUGGUAAGAUGAAAAGAUCUCACGAGAUGCGAUUUCCACCAAAAGACAUGGUCCCUGAGCAUUUCCCACUAGAAAAUGCAGCAGAGAGUAUUGAAAUAGAAGAGGACUCCUCCAAAGAAAAAGAAGGUUCAGACACAACAAUUUCUAGUCAGUUAAAGACCGAUGAAAUCCUGUCGUCCUCUAUUUCAAAGCUCGAUAUGCCUUCUUCCCAAUCCGAACCUGAAAUGGAAAAAGAAGAAAUAAUAGAACAAGUUAAAAAGGUAACCACUCAUGAUACAAAAGCCUUGCCAUUCUCUGUUACCAAAGUAGAUAAAACUCAAAGACAGUUCGUGGACGUUGAGAGUGAAAUAAUUCCUGUAGGUACUGUCGAAUAUCAUGAAAUAGUAGAACAUGGUCAUGUCAUAUCAGAAAUUCGGAAAUCACCUCAAGAUAGCUCUAUUAUAAAAAAGACAGUAAUUCAUGCUGAAGAAAGUAAACCUCUAGAAUCGGUAGGGCCAACUGAAGUUAAAGAAGAAUGUAUUAUGAAAGUAGUUAAAGAGGUUAGCGUCGUGCCCUUUCCGAUAACAGAAAUACCCUCUAGUCAACGGGUAUUUUCUGAUGUUGAUAGUGAAAUUAUACCUGUGGGAAGUUCACAGUAUGAAGAAAUCUUAAAAUCAAAGAGUGAUUCAUCAGUACCAAAAACUAAAGCUGAAAAAUCUGUGGUUAAAACACCUGACUCACAGCUGGACAGCAAACAAAGCUCCACAUCUAGCCUCAAAACCCAUGAGCAUAUAUCUACCCCACAUACCCCCCUUUCAGCACCAAGUCAAAGCUCGUUGUCUACCGAUAACGGACGAGAAUACGUAUUAGAUGACAUGUACGAUAUCUCUGAAACACCGGAAUUAAGAUCAGACCUUGUGACAGUAAGUAGUAGAUCUGAAUUAGUAGUGACAACGGAAGAACAAGCACUACACACAUUUGAAAAGGAGCAAGAUUCACCAACGAGUGAUGAAUUUGAAAUGGUUGACAAACCAAGUGAAAUGGAUGAUUUUGUUGUAAUCGAAGAAGUUGCUAAGGAAGCUCAUGAAAGUGAUACAGAAGGUAAAAGUUUACAAAUUAAAGCUACAAAAUAUGUAAAGCGACACGAUACUGAAGUAGAAGAGUUCCUGUCGAAAGCCUCAAAGAAGCAAGAAAGCACAAGCAGCACCUCAGGAUCUUUAUCCGAUGAGGAAUUAUUACAAUAUGAAUUAGAGCAAAAGAAAUUGCAAGCUUUAGAACUAGCAGAAAUUGAAGCUGGUAAGCGAUGGGUACAAAUGCAGUUUGAAGGAGAUCCAAGGUAUGAUUACGAAAGACUUCCCCUAGAAGAUAUUAAGGAAGAAGAAAUGACUGAUUUUGAUGCUAGUAGAAUUGGUAGUUUAAGUUCGCAAAAGGAAUCUAUAGGGAGUUUUGGUAGUUUUAGGAAUUCUUACGGCAGUCUCUCUGAAUCCGAAAUGGCGUCACGAAUGCGAUUUAGGAUAAAGGGAGAAAAUGAUGAUAUCUCAAUUAGCUCACUGCAAGAGUUUGAAAAUCUCGAAAAGGCUUUAAUGGAACAGUAUCAACAGCAUUCGUCAUCAUCUCAGGAUUCCCUAAAUGGGUCACUUCCCCGACGGUACGUUUUAAGUACAAGUCAAGGAGAUGACAUAUCUAUUUCAAGCCUUAAAGAAUUUGAGGGGCUUGAAUCAGCUUGUUUGGAAGCAUUGAAAGCUGAAAUAUUAGCUAAACAAAAGGAGGCACUUCUUAAAGCAGACCCGAAAGAUGCUAGCAGUUUUUUUUUGGAGCAAGAAAAGCGAUCGUACAGUGGUAGUUCAGAAAGCAGUCCACCUCAAAAAGGAGGAAGUCCUUCUCAAAAAAGCGGCAGUCCAUCGCAAAAGAGCGGCAGUCCUUCACAAAAAGUAGGAAGUUACGGUAGCCCAUCGCAAAAGCUUCUGAAUGAAUCUGCAGCAAUCAGGAAACUUAUUGAUCAACAAGUGGCUUUAGAACAAAAAUUACAAGAGUCAAUUACUCCUAAAGUGGUAACUGUAAAGAAAUAUGACGAUCGGGGUGCUUUCUUUGUACCUGAACCGGAACCAGAAACAUUACAAGCACAAGGCGAAGAAAUUAAAGAAGAAUGUGUAAAGGCCUCUUCAUUCGUGUGUGCCGCUGCUCCCAGCGACGGUUCUGCUGAAUCAAUUCCUGGUGAUUGCGAGGAAAUGAUGAAACUCUUGGAUCAAGAAGAGAAGAAGAGUGAUCAAGCCGUCACUAGGACUUUUACAGACGGCGGCGUCAUAGAAGUCGUCCGAACAACUACAGUGAUCCAACAGAAAUUCGUAGACGGGAAAAUAGUAUCGGAAACUGUAACAAGUUCAGAUCCGGAAGGAGCUAUGGAUAUUCCGGUCAGGCCUAGAGAACUGGAAGACAGCGCGAUGUCUUUCGGCUCUGAAAUAUCUUCCUCAAUAACAUCGCAGCCAUCUGACAUGGAUAGCUUAAUGACAGUUAUGGAGCGCCGAGUUUCUGGCGAGGUUGUGACGGUCACGAAGCAAACAAUCACAAUGUCUGAUAAACCCGAAGACCUAGAGUUUUCGAGGGAGAGUAGCGCAGUUCGUGAGCUGUCGCCCUCCUCUGGGACGUCGGUGGCCCAUAGCGUUAUUUCUUUUGGUAAACCAUUUACAGAUCCAGCUAGUGGCUCCUGGAGCGGUCAAGAUGAAGAACUGAGCUCAUCGGGAAGCUUUAGCAGGGGUGCACGCGCGGAUUUAAUGCUAGGCAGCACUGACAGCCUGGAAGCUACCAGCUCCAAUGCCACAAGAGCAACCUAUAACUACGAGGUCGACACCCCUAUGACCGGCAGUCUCACCUCAGGAGCGAUCCGACCUCCAGGGUCGAACACCAUGGUGUCCUCCCUGGACACGCUGGACCCGGUGACGGCGGUGAACAUGGAGAGCUUGGAGCACCCCAGCACUAGUGAACACUUCUCGCAGGAUUAUGAGGUGCAGGAGCCGGACUCGGAUACGGAGAGGCUGGAGCUCGACGGCCGAGUGCCCCGCGCGAAAGAGCGCACCAUCAUGUUUGAUAGCACCGACACGCUCAGCGCCGUGAGCGGUGACGGGUCCGUUCGUGAAGCUGUCGUUGAGACCCCUGCACCCACGUUCUACAUCGGAGAUACACCCAUAGUUAGAGGAGACAAGAAAGACGACGAGGACGAGGAGCAGCCAGUGCUUUCUGGCAGUUGCCCGGCGUCUCUGCCGCCGGCGACGCAACCCUCACCGCCCAUCCCAGCCCAGAGAAGCUGCUAUUGCUUAAGUCACCCCACAGAAAAGCUCGACAAAUAGAUCUUUGACAAUGCUAGCAAAAUCGCCUCCAUCAAGCUUUGAAGACUCGAAAAAAUAAAUCGAUUUAUCGUUUGUUUCUUCGACAACUGUAUUUGCUUUGAAAUUUAUCCAAUUAUAUAAAUUCAAUUGUGAUAGUCACAGCGUUCUUUUCAUCUAUUUAACAGCUAAUUUUGUGGCUUCAUCACGACACGUUCCUUUAUAAUUCAGUGAUUCUAGUAAAGGAUCUUCAUCGCAUUGAUUAGAAAACAGCCAUGUAGUUGAAUAGUCCAAUAUAUCAAUAAACAGUUAACCGUUGUAGGCAAAUAUCAAUGUUACUAUUAAGGCAUCUAUUGUGAUAGUUUGUAUCGAAACUCAUGUAAUCAUAUAGUCCAAUAGCGAAGAUGAUAACGCACAUUAGGGAAUCUCAUCAGUCAUCUUACUCUGUGGUUAACGUGAGAGAUCAUUGGUCUGCAGCACCAACCUUCGGCAAUAUUUAAUCAAAUCAAAGUAGUAUUGUUAAAGCUUUGCCAAGGGUUGGCAUUGCACACUGACAAUAAUGGAUAGUAUUUUGGUACUCACUUUUGUACUGAACUGUCGGAUUUUGACGACAUGGUCCAUGUUACUUCGACCUAUGAACUAAUAGAUAGCGCUUAGCUUUAUCUAGAUUUCAAAUUAAACAUUGCUUAAUGAUAUGUCGUUAACUCUUUAGUAGGCUUAUUAACCAUUUUGUAAGUAAAGUCUUUAGCAUUGUUUAGAUAUGGGAAAUUUAAGAAAUAUCAUGAAAAUGGCCAGACGAGAAAGGAUUUCGCCUGCGAUACUUAGCUUCUGCUGAAAAACUGAUCUCUACAAAUUCAUGCACAAUUUCGUACAUAAGUAGAUAGGUAGAGAUACAAUAUAGGCUAAGGAUGAUAAACAUUUUCUACGGCCAAUAUCUCCUUUUUGCAAUCUAAUAAGGGUUUUUAAGAAUUAAGAAUCUGGUAGCUGAUUUUAGGAAAUAGUCGAAAGUUCUGAAAUAGUCAAGACGGCUGUAGAAUAUAAUCAUGAGAUAAGAUUUGUUAUGAUGGAGGCUUGCUCACUUUUAAGUCUUCGUUGCCUUGAUUGUGUGAAAAUUGAUAAUAAAGCGGAUGUCCUUGUACUUCCUUCGCUAAUAGCGAUUCGUGGCCAGAUAGUAGUAAACAUGAAUUUUGCUUCGCUUUGUAAAGCGAGAUUUUAAAGGAGUUUUUGAUCAUUAUUGAAGAAUGAUAGCCUGAUGAUGGUUACAUUGAAGCUUUGCCGAUGCAAGCUGAUUCUGAGCAAUUGUUUUCCAUAUCAGCAGUAACCGGGCUAUCAUUAGGAUCAGUGCUUGUAAUAUUUUAUAUAAAUAUAGUUUUGUCUAAGUGUGCUUAAGGAUCGGUGUUAGGGUACGGCUAGUCUAAUGCUAUUGCUGUUUAAGUUUCAAAAUUAAAUCAGUUGCUUUGUUCAAUUUGUUCAAGUUGUAUUUGUAACGAUGCUGAAUAUUCUAUCGAUAACUUAAAUUAUUAUUGAAUAUUAAAUAAAAUGCUGUCUCAUAUUUAAA
Cydia strobilella is the source of this 18817-nucleotide messenger RNA. RefSeq names its product ankyrin-3-like. Gene Ontology annotation, cellular component: plasma membrane; neuron projection; cytoplasm. Bases 751 to 17283 code for a protein of 5510 amino acids. Gene Ontology annotation, molecular function: spectrin binding; transmembrane transporter binding; cytoskeletal adaptor activity. The record is from RefSeq and is a predicted model, not a curated record. NCBI's taxonomy places the organism in Eukaryota, Metazoa, Arthropoda, Insecta, Lepidoptera, Tortricidae. Gene Ontology annotation, biological process: protein localization to plasma membrane; signal transduction. The transcript has 52 exons.